Molecule: messenger RNA, 2754 nt
Organism: Closterium sp. NIES-67
Lineage: Eukaryota; Viridiplantae; Streptophyta; Zygnematophyceae; Desmidiales; Closteriaceae
Source: the annotation of a GenBank genome assembly
ACCCCCAAACGAGCUGCGGGGCUUAAAAAACGAGCCGAGCCGAGCCAGCUCGUUUUACGGUUCGGCUUCGGCUCGUAGCCGGCUCUACCGAGCCGCGCCGGCCUUCAGCUGAAGCAAGCCGAAGCCGGCUCGGCUCGGCUCGGCUCAGCUCGACUGAAGCCCGGCUCGGCUCGGCUCGGAGCAUCAUGGCAACGAGCCACUCGUUCGAGGCCACCCGACCGCCGACAGGUUCUGAGAUCUAGCUGCUGUUUUACGAGCCAGCGAAAAUUACACACUAAAUUAAUGAAGUAUGUCGCGGGCUUUUCGACUCGCAUUACCAUCAGGCAGACAUGUCGAUCUCGGAGGACUUAUCGCCGGCUCUGGGGAUCGCGCUGACCUGGUCAGCUUCUUGCUCUGCCUCUUCGCGUCCGUCCCCGCGGCUCUCGUCGUUCGCUUCUUCUCGGGACCAACUCUGAAGCAUCUCUACAGCAUUGCCGCCGGAGGGACUAUCUGCUGGGUGGCGUACGGCGGCCUUCACGCGAGCCUCAACUUCUGGGGCCUCACUCUCGCGUCCUACGCGAUCAUGCUCGCUCUUCCUCGCAAGUGGAGCGGCUACGGCGUUCUCCUCGGCUCCUUCACCUACCUCACCUACUGCAACAUGAGCAGUCCAGGGACGGAAGCCGUGGACUUCACGUACACGCUGAGGGCGCUCGUGCUCAAGAUGGCCAGCUGCUCCAUGGACUACCAGGACGGCGCUCUCCCUCAUGAUAAGGCGCAGCAUCGCAUGUACGCCAACAGGCUGCAACACCUGCCGUCCCUGCUGGAGUUCGUUUCCUUCGUGUUCUUCCCAGGCUGAUGGGGCCUGUCUUCAACUUCAAGCAGUACCAGGCGUACGCUGCCGGGCAAGGGCUCUGGUCCCCCUCCGGCACCGUCACGCCAACCAAGAAAACACAGAACGGCAGUGCGGGCAGUGGGGGGUUGACAAACGGAAUCGGAAUCGGAAAUUCCUGGGAGGAGGGGCAGCACCUGCUGCUGAAUGGACGCGGGGAGGUGGACAAGGUGCGGGGCAAUCCCCAGGUGCCUCGCCGCAUGCCGGAGCCGCUGCCGUAUGCGGCGCAGGCGCUGGGGACUGCAAUGAUCUUUGUGGCGCUGCACCUUUUCCUGAAGCAGUACUUCAGCCCCGACCUGCUGCUCCACCCGGGAUUCUUCAGCAUGGGCUUCGCGGGCAAGUGGGGCUAUCUGGUCAUGGCGGGGAUCUGCUACCGCUGCUCCUUCUUCUUCAUCUGGGGUGUGGCAGAGGCCGCCGUGAUUCUCUCAGGCUUUGGCUUCUCUGGCUGGAGCAAUGCGGUCCCCUCUCGCCCGGACUGGAGCCGCGCUGAGAACGUGAGUCCCAUUAAGUGCGAGGUCACGUCCAGCUUGGCCCAGAUGCCUGCCUACUGGAACAUCGGGGUCGGCGUCUGGCUCCGGACAUACGUGUAUGACCGCAUCACCCCUCGCUCCGGCAAGCCCACCAUGUGGACGCUCAUCCUCACUCAAGUCGUCUGCGCCUUCUGGCAUGGUCUGCACCCAGGUCACUAUCUCUUCUUUGUCAACGCCGCCAUUGGGCAACACACCUCCAAGCGUGCGUGUGUUGGUGGGCGCCAGCUGUUUUAUUGAACCACCAUGAAUGCAGCACCAUCCUACUGAACCACCAUGCAUGCAGCACCAUCCUAUUGAACCACCAUGCAUGCAGCACCGUCCUAUUGAACCACCAUGCAUGCAGCACCAUCCUACUGAACCACCAUGCAUGCAGCACCGUCCUAUUGAACCACCAUGCAUGCAGCACCAUCCUACUGAACCACCAUGAAUGCAGCACCAUCCUUUUGAACCACCAUGCAUGCAGCACCAUCCUAUUGAACCACCAUGCAUGCAGCACCAUCCUAUUGAACCACCAUGCAUGCAGCACCAUCCUACUGAACCACCAUGCAUGCAGCACCAUCCUACUGAACCACCAUGCAUGCAGCACCGUCCUAUUGAACCACCAUGCAUGCAGCACCAUCCUAUUGAACCACCAUGCAUGCAGCACCGUCCUAUUGAACCACCAUGCAUGCAGCACCAUCCUAUUGAACCACCAUGCAUGCAGCACCAUCCUAUUGAACCACCAUGCAUGCAGCACCAUCCUAUUGAACCACCAUGCAUGCAGCACCAUCCUAUUGAACCACCAUGCAUGCAGCACCAUCCUAUUGAACCACCAUGCAUGCAGCACCAUCCUAUUGAACCACCAUGCAUGCAGCACCGUCCUAUUGAACCACCAUGCAUGCAGCACCAUCCUACUGAACCACCAUGCAUGCAGCACCAUCCUAUUGAACCACCAUGCAUGCAGCACCAUCCUAUUGAACCACCAUGCAUGCAGCACCAUCCUAUUGAACCACCAUGCAUGCAGCACCAUCCUAUUGAACCACCAUGCAUGCAGCACCAUCCUAUUGAACCACCAUGCAUGCAGCACCAUCCUAUUGAACCACCAUGCAUGCAGCACCGUCCUAUUGAACCACCAUGCAUGCAGCACCAUCCUACUGAACCACCAUGCAUGCAGCACCAUCCUACUGAACCACCAUGCAUGCAGCACCGUCCUAUUGAACCACCAUGCAUGCAGCACCAUCCUAUUGAACCACCAUGCAUGCAGCACCAUCCUACUGAACCACCAUGCAUGCAGCACCGUCCUAUUCCACUGUUUUAGAGCGUCUCAAAAGGAGUCCUCACGCACACAUGGCUUGGGCCUAUCAUCGCACUUCCCAC